CUCCUCGUUUCCUGCUGACAACUUUAAAUAGAGAGACUACUUCGAAGGUAGCACUGUUCCCAAUACAUAUGCGGUAUGUGACUUCUUACGACAGGAAAACACGAAUGAGAAAUGAAUCCGGAAGGACAGGGUCUGGAUGAGACACGACGUCCAUCAAGUCUUGCCGCGUCAGAUUGGCUCAGGCAGUUGGCUCUCGCUUUAGAAACAGGAUGCUUGCCAACUAUCCUCGGCAUCGGCGUGAUUGGUAACGCAUUGUCAUUCACCGUGAUGAGCUUAAAGAAGAAUCGCUCCAGUGUAAUGUAUUUCCAUCUAAGGGUCUUGGCAGUAAGUGAUACCGUGUCCCUUGCAACCUUUCUACCUAAACUCAUCAGCCCCUAUAUCAUUCAAUCAACAUGGAUUGCGCCUGUCCCCGUUAUAUAUUGCACCGUGGUGCGAUAUUUCAGCGAUCUGUUUUUCGGGGCUGCUAUGUGGCUAGUCGUCAUUAUCGCCGUUGACCGCGUGAUAGCUGUAAGUUUCCCCUUACGCGCCAUAUCAUGGUGUACCAUGGGACGGGCAAAGCGUAAUGUGAUUGUCUUCGGAGUCCUCCUGUUAGGUUUUAAUACUCCAAACUUCUGGAGGCGACCAAAGCUGUUUAACGAUUCCAUUGAUUGCGUCCUGGGGCCUCACCUGGUCUGGUUUGAUUCAGUGACCUACAGCGUCAAUGCUGCUAUACCAGUGUCACUGAUUUUAAUUCUGAACAUUACCAUAAUCAUAAGUGUACGCAGUCAUAGCAGAGAACUGAAACGCACUAUUUCGAAUAAACAAGGAACUGCCCAAGAUGGCGGCAUGACGGCCAUGCUUAUUCUCGUUGCAACGACCAUGGUUAUCCUAAACACCCCGUACUUCUGUCUUGUAAUAAUGUGGACCUAUAUAAUACCCGACUUCAUGGGAAGGAACCCUAGUUUGACGUAUUUCUUGAUGAAUUCCAUGAUCAUGCUGUGGAUGGUGAACAACUCCAUCAACUUCUUUCUAUACUGUCUCGCCAGCAAGCAUUUCCGAAAGGAUCUCAGACAGCUUUUUAAUAAAAGUCGCUGAAAGAGAAUCGAGCACUGAUCGAGGGGGAGAAUUUUCUUGCUACUGGCCGUGCUCGAAGCCCCUGGUGUUGGCCUGGAGACUAAGUAAGGAAAUGAGGAAUGAUAUUAGGUUACCGCGAGGAUAACUUUCUCAUGAAGUUAUCUCAAUGCUGCUAUAAUUUGAAUUGAAUUGAGAACCAAUCUUCAGUUCGGUUUUUGACGGUGGUCAUUUUGUAGUGGAAUCACCUAGUUCCCUGGGGUCUAUAAGGUAAAUAUAAGUGAGGUUGACAGUCUGUGAGUACGUCUUGCUUCCAUGUACGAAAAUAAAGUACCGUUAUCCCAUUUCAAAUCAUCUUAAGUUAGUUCUGAUUAUUACAAGGUCCAAACCCCUGUCUGAUAUGAAAGCCUCAUUGGGAAUGAUACGUCGAACUUAGGAUCAAUCAAGGGUUUGAGUCGCGGCUAGAACUUAAAGGACGGGACCUUUUCCUUUCUCCUAUCAUCACGCUGGUUCUACGGACGCAUGGUGGCCGACCGGCUAUUCAUACAUGGACUCUUCGCGGCCUUUGUCUAGCUUAUGAGCAUACUAGGUAUAUACAUGUUUGUGAAGGACGCAAACAACUACAUGUAUAUCACAAACUUUUGGGGUCCGAAGUGUAUCUGUCCUUGUUAGCGUCCCCCACAUACCUAGUCCGCGCACAUCCGGGCUUUUGUUCAAUGGGCUUUCCCAAUGAUGUCAUUGACAACUUCCAGUGAAUCACCCGACUGCUACUUCCGAGUGAGCAAAACACAUGGUUGGUCUUUGGCCAGGAAACGCACAAGACUGCAGGUCUGAGGGGUGUUCCGAGUUCGAAGACCAAUCACGGAUUCGCUCAUGUGAGAGACCGAAUUUCAAAUUUGGCACGUGUAGAGCACGUGGUCCAAGUUUAGUGACCGAUGUAUGUAAAUGAGCAAAGGUCAAGGUCAUGAUCAUGAUCAUGUAAUGUACACGGAGAAGAGUUACUGUCAGCAAGUGUAUUUUCAGCGCGAUUCUGGAUUUGGCCGAAAUUGCUAUCAGGCGCAUCUUGUCUAUCCUCAAACCCAUUUAUUGAUAAAAUUGACAAAUUGAUGCAACUGCAUCUGACAGCAGAAGUCAUGUUUUGCAUAUAUUUUUGUCAUCUGAUAUUUAUAAAUUUGACGCUCUUAUCUCUGUCAGGAGAAGCCAGGUUUCAAAUGUAUUUUGGUAUGUAUUUCCUUUUUGCUAUAACGAUGUAGUAUGUCGAGUUUAAAUAUACCUUGGUCGUUGAAGGCCGCGCAUUCCUCAAUGACGACAUGAGGUGGUGUCAAAGCUAUAAACGGAAUAGAUGUGUAAGCACGGAAGAUGGAGAUGGCUCAAGCCACCCCAAGUAUCCAUUCAUCAGACUGGCGAAGUCAGGUAAUUGGAACUUUACCAGCAACAUGUUUGCCUACUAUGGUGGCUUCGGCGUGAUUGCUAACGCAUUUUACCAUGUACCCAAAGUGCAUUGAUCCCGUAGGCAAAACCAAAGGCAACCAAAAGUUGUCCGAAACCGAAACCAACCGAAGGAUUCAUUCAAAUGCUUUCAAAAUCACGGUAAGUGAACCAGGGAUAGUCUUUUACAAUAUAAGAAAGUCCCCGGUAACCUUCUCUCGCUUUCAGGCGGGAGAAAUCAUCUCGAGCAAUCUGGUGACUCGGAUCGGCCACUCCCGUAGUUUACUUAUAAGAACUCACCGAGAUCAGUCAACGAAUCAUCGGAGCAAUGUGAUGUACAUGUAUUUCUAUUUAAGGGUCGAAACAUCUUUGAAACAUCUCUGAGGUAAUGGCGAUGGAUGUCAUGGAUGGGGACACUGAUAUGACUCGAGCCACAUCAAGCCCCGGCUCUUCAGAUUGGCUCAGCCAGUUAGCUGGAACGUUACGAACAACGUGUUUGCCGACGAUCAUGGCUCUUGGCGUGAUUGGAAACGCAUUGACAUUGACUGUCAUGAGCUUAAGAAAGAAUCGGACAAGUGUAAUGUACUUUUAUCUCAGGAUCUUAGCAGUAAGCGAUACGCUGUCUCUCUCAGUUUUUCUACCAAAUUUCGUCGUCUCGUUCGACCCAGGAUGGACUGAGUUCACAUCCUUUCCCGUUAUCUAUUGCAUAAU
Messenger RNA from Lineus longissimus, 3189 nucleotides. RefSeq names its product probable G-protein coupled receptor 139. Lineage: Eukaryota; Metazoa; Nemertea; Pilidiophora; Heteronemertea; Lineidae. Gene Ontology annotation, molecular function: G protein-coupled receptor activity. Gene Ontology annotation, cellular component: membrane. The record is from RefSeq and is a predicted model, not a curated record. The coding region runs from base 112 to 1074 and encodes 320 amino acids. The transcript has a single exon. Gene Ontology annotation, biological process: G protein-coupled receptor signaling pathway.